AUGGUAGCCUUGGUGAAGAAAAUAAAUGCAGAAACAACCAGGGAAGACAAGCAAUUAGACAACUCAACAGUAUUCUAUGGUUUGGCAGAUCAAGACAUAAGAGAAAUACAAAGACAAAAUCAAAUAACGAAGCAAAUACUUCAGAACUAUUUGGAGAAAAGAUUGUAUGGAAAAGGCUUAUCCAGAACUCCGAGUUUGUUGGAAAUUCUCCCUACAGGCCGUAUCGUACGAACACCUCUGGCCAAUAAUAUACAGGGUGUUAUAACAAAUUCAACGGACGAUUAUGAUCUUAGAGAAACAUUGGAAGGUGAAGAAACGAUGACGGAUAGUGCGUAUUAUGAGGAUUUUGACGAUGAUGAAGAUUGUCCUAACUGCAUAGAAGAUUUACCAGCGUUGAACAGAUGGACGAUGCCUUUGUUAAAAUUAGGCGAAAAAAGAUAUUAUUUAGGAAUAUUUUUUAAGGCGAAUUAUUUCAAAGCGACGCAGUAUUGCCGGUUUCACGGCAUGCACUUAGCCAGCAUAACGUCGCAAGAAGAGAACGACAAACUUGAGAAAUACAUCAAAGAUUUUGGUUUUGGCAAUGAACACUUCUGGACGUCGGGUACUGACUUAGCCGAAGAAGGUAACUUCUUCUGGAUGUCCACCGGCCGUCCAAUAACCUUCACCAACUGGAACGCCGGGGAACCCAACAAUUUCGAGUACGAAAAUGGCGAGCAAGAGAACUGUCUGGAACUCUGGAACAGAGAUGGAAAAGGCCUGAAAUGGAACGACUCGCCUUGUUCGUUCGAAACGUAUUUCGUAUGUGAAGUUCAGCCCUGAAGCGUGUCUAGUGCGAUUAGUCAGUAUGGACCACAACAAAUAUAUAAUUAAAAAGAAAGUUCAAAAUAUGUAAAUAUAGAUACUGUGAAGUGAUAAUACCUAGGAUAAAUUGUAUGCUAGUGAAUGAGUUAAGGUUGUAUCUUUAGUUGUAAGCUAACAAAUUUAUGGUAAUGUAGAAUAUUUAAAGACUUUUUUACAUGUUGUUAUUAGUUUUUACUCUCUUUAUAACAUACAAAAGGUUUAGUUAGAAAUAUAAAUUUUUCAGUUUUGCUAGAUUGAAACACAAUGUACAUUUUUAUUUUGAAUUGAAAAAUAUAACGCUCUUAAAAGUCUUAAUAUUGCAUAAUAUAUUUUAUGUGAUUGUGGGUAAUUCAAACUACCUUAAACUACAAGAAAUCUUAUGAUCAAGAACAUGACUUUGAAAUCGUAAUUUUCUUGAUCAUAAGAUGGGUUUCUUUCAGUGACAUUACAUCAUAAAUCAUAGCCACUAUUUUAUAGGUCUGUUGAUUAGGAGCAAAAGCAAAAGCAUGGUUUUAAUGUAAAAAAUACGAAAAAAUGUUAUAAUGGUAUAAUGUGUCGUCUUCAAAAGCCCUAACUUAACCUAACCUAACACCCCCCCCCCCU
Sitophilus oryzae (rice weevil) is the source of this 1443-nucleotide messenger RNA. Its product is annotated as mannose-binding protein C-like. Gene Ontology annotation, biological process: biological process involved in interspecies interaction between organisms. Bases 1 to 819 code for a protein of 272 amino acids. The record is from RefSeq and is a predicted model, not a curated record. Gene Ontology annotation, cellular component: external side of plasma membrane. The transcript has 5 exons. Gene Ontology annotation, molecular function: carbohydrate binding. NCBI's taxonomy places the organism in Eukaryota, Metazoa, Arthropoda, Insecta, Coleoptera, Curculionidae.